Molecule: messenger RNA, 645 nt
Organism: Dovyalis caffra
Lineage: Eukaryota; Viridiplantae; Streptophyta; Magnoliopsida; Malpighiales; Salicaceae
Source: the annotation of a GenBank genome assembly
AUGUGGGGAGUGGAAGGUUUUGAUCCUUUUGUUCCAAGAGGAAUAGCCUCUCAUCAUAUUGUAGCAAGGACAUUAGACAUAUUGACGAGCCUAUUCCAUCUUAGUGUCCGCUCGCCCCAACCUCUAUACAAAGGAUUACGUAUGGGAAAUAUUGAAAACAUGCUUUUCAGUAGCAUCACUGUUAUCUUUUUUGCAGCUUUUGUUGUUGCUGGAACUAUGUGCAAGAAAUAUAUCGAAGAGUUGGUGCUGGGCUGGCUGAAAGAUCAAAGUUUAUCCGAAGCUUGGUCUAGAAUUCCUGAAAAAUUAGCUUUUUAUGAUUACAUCGAAAAUAAUCUAGCAAAAGGUGGAUUGUUCGGAGCAGGUUCAAUGGACAACGAGGAUGAGAUAGCUAUGAGGUGGUUAGGACAUCCUAUAUUUAGAGAUAAAGAAGGGUGUGAGCUUUUUAUACGUCGUAUACCUACCUUUUUUGAAACAUUUCCGGUUGUUUUGGUAGACGAAGAUGAUAUUGUUAGAGCCGAUGUUCCUUUUCGAAGGGCGGAAUCGAAGUAUAGUGUUGAACAAAUAGGUGUAAUUAUUGAGUUCUAUGGUGGCGAACUAAAUGGAGUCAGUUAUACGAGAUCUUGCUACUAUGAAAAAAUAUCCUAG